AUGAGGCUCGUUGCAAGGCUUCACAUGGCCUUGUACGUAGCUUCGGACCUAUGGUCAGUCAGCGCGCUUUCCCAACGCGCUCAGACAUACGGAGAUAGCCGUGCGACUGCGGUUGUCUUUACUGCCUCCAGCCAUACAGGCCUCCCGGAAACGACGAUAACAAGACCAAUCCCGCCGUUCCCCGCCUUCAUAGCGCUUCGCAUGGCCGAACUGUCCAGAGCUCGCUAG
Molecule: messenger RNA, 228 nt
Organism: Peniophora sp. CBMAI 1063
Lineage: Eukaryota; Fungi; Basidiomycota; Agaricomycetes; Russulales; Peniophoraceae
Source: the annotation of a GenBank genome assembly